GUGGGGAUGAGGAGCAGAUCGUUCUGACUCCUGAAUCGUGUAACUGUGACGAGACGAGCCAAGGUUUGCCUAGGUUUGCCUUGCCUCCAUCAUCAACCGCCUGCUUCUGUUUGCCGUCGACUUUCGGCUUGUACAGCUGGCUGCAAACAGGUUAUUGACGACGCGCAGUGCCGAUUGUCUGCCAAGCGUAGUCUCGUUUAGCGUCGUGUGCCCUGGCUCCGCAACUAAGUCAACGGUGGCUAAGAUGAGUUCUCAUAGUCCUCGUCGUUGUGGUUUCCGAUCAAGACUAGCUAUCAGUAUCACGGCUUUUCAAGAUUGAGACGACUCGCCAGCAUGCAAUCUUUUAUCCUUCUGGCCUGAGCCCGAUUCAGUUAGAAACUGAAGACCAAGUUAAUACUAGCGUUGAAUGCUGAUGGAUUCUCGACAGCCCAGUAGACCCAUUACCGGUACCGAAGUCCUGGUCGGAGUCGCGGACAGUCAAUGGCCUUUAACUAACCCGCACGCGCUUCUUCCGGGGGAUAUUAUCCUUAGGGUAGGCGACUCGGACUCGAGUCGUUCAGCCUACGCGCCGUUCGAGGACGGGAUCAACGGUGUCAGACGGGCGGUUCUCUCAUGGGCUCUGCGCGACGAGCAGAAGCAGAAUCGCGUGCCGCUCCAAGUGCAUCGCGGGAAUAGCCGCCUAAACAUUUGGCCUCGAGUGACGCCCGCAGCUGCAGCGGAAGCCGAAGCGGCUGAAGCCUCAGCGGCGGGAACCGCGCGAGAAGGCGACAGUUAUGACGGCAGUUACGACUGCGCCGCGACCGCGAGCUUCGAAACGGACAGCUACCGGCUAGCCGGCACGUUUGGAACCGAUUGCAGCUACGACGCCGGCGAGAACCUUCUAGAAGGUGUCGUUCUGUCCGAGGGCCGGCACGCGCUGUUCGCGCCGCUGGCGGCGUGGACGGAGGAGAGCAUUCUACGCCUAGAGCGGAUUAAGGCGUACGGAGCGCUGACCAAUCACAAGCCUCGGCCGGUGGAGAAAGAGGAGCAGCGGAAUAGGCGCGGCGACCUAUACUCCAGACUACCUCCUGCUAGCGUCAGGGCCCAUCGAGCGGCGGGGAUUGGCUGCUGUUUCGCGGGAGGGGCAGUGGAGGGGGAAGGGGAGGAGGAGGAGAGGGAGGAUCUUGGCGCUUGGACCCGCCUCCAGGCAGUGAACGUAAGGGCGGAAUGCGGAGGCGCGGAAGAGGCGGAAGAAUGGCGGAACCAGGCGGAGGGGUCACUGCCGGCGCGGGAAGCUGUGGGGAAGCUUGCGGAGGGCAUUGCGCGGUUGCGGAUGGGAUGGGCGCGUGCAAGAGACGCGGGGGGGGAGGCGGGUGGCGACAGAGCGCCGCUUCUGGCGCAUGCGCCGCACCCAGCGGAGGGGUAUCGUGAGGGGGUUAUUGGAGUGCAGAUCGGCGGCCGUAGGGGUGAUGAGCGGUUGAGCAGGGUUGGUGUUUGUACGACCAGGGAUGCAGAGGAACCGUCGUCUAAUCCUUCUUUCGGCGGAAUUGAGCCCGCGGUGGACAACGAGUUGAGUAACUUUGCUGACAGCGCCAGCGCGAGGAUGUUCUGCGGGACACGUGGCGCGACGAUUGCCACGUCAGCGCUGGGCGGCUGUCGCCGGGCCGUCCCAGGUGCGCCGCAGGUCGUGCUGCCGCACCUGUACUCUAGACUGGCGGCCUCUGGGGAAUAUUUUACUGGGGAAGGCUGGGACAGGUUGGAUGGAGGAGAGGAGUGUAUUGAAGAAGAGGAGGGAGAGAGGGGAGCGGUGGGAGGCGAUGAGUACUGGGGUGAGAGAGCGGAAGGCGUUGUUGCCGGUUGUGGUGGUCCUGGUGCUGCUGGUGCUGCUGCUGUUGCUGCUGCUGCUGCUGCUGCUGCUGCUGCUGGCGCUGCUGCUGGUGGCACGUGUGAUUCUGGGCCGAUGCCUGAAGACGCAUGUGACCUGGGGUCAAGGACCAGGCCCAGCUCUCCCACCCAUCGCACCAGCAGCCCUGCUGCUUCUACUGUCGCCGCCGCUGCCGGAACUGCUGCUGCUGCUGCCGCCGCCGCUGCCGGAACUGCUGCUAAAGCUGAGGGAGUAGAGAGGCAGGGGAGGCUGUGGGCAGGGAGGGCAGCUGCCGCGCCUGCUGCUGCCACGUCCAGCCCCGUGCUCAAGGUGCGGCGGCACUGCAUCGCUGAGGUGGCAGAGAAGGACGACUCGGGCGGCAGCAGUAAAGGGCUGGGCGGCACUGGGCCGGCGUCACUGUUCACCAUUCUGGUCAUGCCGGCCGAGAGCGGGGGGAAGAAGGAGAGCCGUCGAUUCUUUGAUGUCAACCACACGAUUGACCGUGCCCUGCGUUGGUUCUCCUCGGUGCGGGCCAGUGGAGCGGCCCUGGAGUUGAUGAAUGCGCAGACAGAGGUGCUGCCCGUGCGCCUGGGCGGCAUGGACGGCGACAAGCUCGCCAAGAUGGCGCAGUACGGCAAGUGGACAGUCAAGACGAACGACGAGCAGCGCGGAGAUCAUAUCUCGGUCCUGCGCGCCGUCCGGCUCUGGCUGGUUCCGGAAUCCGAGGUGGAACUCACCCUCGUGCUCGCGUCCGGCGGGGUGAAUAACGCAGCCUGCCCUCCCGACUGGGGGUUACUUCUGGAGCAAACCCCGGAGGGCGUGGUGCAUGUGGUGGGUGUGAGGGGGGGCAGUCCGGCGGAUAAGGGAGGGGUGGCGAUGCUGCUGAGGAUGGCGCGGGCGAAGAAGCGGCUGCUGCUGCUGUCGCGGCUGCAGGGGCAGGUGCUGCUGCCGGCGGUGAUAGCCAACGGGCAGAUAGACUGUGCUGACGUGGAGGCCCUGCAGGAGCAGCUGGUGCUGCAGGCCCACCUGCCGUCCAUCCCCCUGCGCCUCACGUUUGCCCUGUGAGGGGCGACUUUUGUUCUUAGGCGCGUCACAACCAGCAUCUGCAGUCCAUCCCCCUGCCUGCGCCUCACGUGAGGGGCGAAUGGCCAUGGAACCCUCCUGAAAACCCGAAGACCCACUGCGCCUGCUUCUGCUACUGUGCGGGUUCAACUGUGGGUGUGCGUGUGGGGCACUGUCGUGCUUCUUGUCUGUUGCGGUCCCAGGAGCCUCUGCACUCGAGGGAACAGAAUGUUGCUGCUUGCUGCCGCUGUUCCAGAGGCGGGCCCUUGCUGCUUGCAUUUCAGUGGCAUUCACCUCUGGAUCUCCUCUCGCGACCUCGUUCCAACUCUCCAACUUUCCUUCCAACACACACUCACUUUCCCUCAUCUCUUGUCUCUCAUUCUCUCUUUUACUUCCUUCCCCCUCUCCUGUCAUUCUCAUCUCACCUCUGCACUUUCACCAUUCACUUACCCACUUUGUCAUCGAAGUGGCACACACUGCUAGCCUGCCCCCCCAUGCUGGCGGCCAACACGGCUUUAACUUUCGCCUCCUGCUUUUGCUUUCAUAAGUGGCUCCUAUGCCCUUCCCACAUCGAGGGCUCCUUCCGGUGCCCGAGCGCAACAAGUGUUCGAGCACUUAUGAAUGUAAAAGUAUUGAGCUUUUUGUAAAGACUCUUGCUUCUAUUA
This is a messenger RNA of Closterium sp. NIES-67, 3570 nucleotides long. NCBI's taxonomy places the organism in Eukaryota, Viridiplantae, Streptophyta, Zygnematophyceae, Desmidiales, Closteriaceae. The record is from the annotation of a GenBank genome assembly.